AACAUCGGUAUCACUCGAGUCGAGACAAUUUAACAAUGGCGACAAACAAAAUCGUCCGUCUGAUCGCACCGAGCCGAUCCGCCUCCUCUAGAUUCCUGGAGCCUGUAUCCCGAUUUCUAAGCUCCGGCACUCUUCCUCCUCCGCCGCAGUCACCAUCCCCGUCUCCGAAUCAGGAUCAGGUUGUGAAGCCAGAUCAGAAACUUCAAGAGAAGCGCAAGGAAGAGGAAGAGGAGGAAGAAGAAGGAGGAGGUGGAGAGUUUGUUAACGAAGAUACGGGUGAGAUAGGAGGGCCUAGAGGUCCUGAGCCCACUCGGUACGGCGAUUGGGAACAACGUGGUCGAUGCUCCGACUUCUAAGACGUGAUCCCAAGUAAUUCUGGCUACAUUUUAGGUUUGAUUCAAGAGGAAACUAAUCCACUUUUUAUGUUUUUAUCUAUUCGCAAAUAAUGGAGACAGACAGUUGGAAUUGUGAUAUGUCUGGGAUCCUUGUGCUGCUUAUGAAUGUUUUAGCUAUUUGGUUACGUAAAAAAUUUUAUUUUGUAAGAAA
Raphanus sativus (radish) is the source of this 546-nucleotide messenger RNA. RefSeq lists its product as uncharacterized. The transcript has a single exon. Lineage: Eukaryota; Viridiplantae; Streptophyta; Magnoliopsida; Brassicales; Brassicaceae. Gene Ontology annotation, biological process: mitochondrial respiratory chain complex II assembly. The record is from RefSeq and is a predicted model, not a curated record. Gene Ontology annotation, cellular component: mitochondrion. The coding region runs from base 36 to 356 and encodes 106 amino acids.